Molecule: messenger RNA, 7472 nt
Organism: Salpingoeca rosetta
Lineage: Eukaryota; Choanoflagellata; Craspedida; Salpingoecidae
Exons: 3
Coding region: 55-7140 (2361 amino acids)
Molecular function (GO): calcium ion binding
Source: RefSeq, a predicted model, not a curated record
GUUCACUUCCCGCCUCCACAACAAACACGACUUCCAGCGCCACAAGCACUGGCGAUGGAUCCGUUGCAGGCGUUUCUGCGCGAAGGGCGCGCGGGCGAAGACAGCGACCACGAGGAGGAAAACGAGUCUGGCAGCGACUUUGACCUCUCCCCCACACAACCCAACAGCAGCCGUCGCAGCGAAGACAACAACAAUGAAGCAGAUGCUGGCGAUUACGAGGACGACUUCGAAGAGGACAUCCCGGAGGAAGUAUCGCAAGAUUUUUCCGACGAUGGCGACGACGACGAGUUUGAGGAGGCGCAGAGCCGCUCAGACCUCUCCUUCGGCAGCGACGACAACAACGGUGAUACCGCUGCCGCUGUCUUUGGCGCCACCCGUGUGGGCGAUGAUGAUGCAGACCGCUCCGACCUGAUGCUCUCCGGUGACGAGGGAGGCGACAACGAUUUCGAUUUUGACGCACGGGAUGCUGCUGACGCCGAAAGCGAUAACGACGAGCGCUUCUAUGACGCUGGCGAUGUCACGCGCGGCUACGAGGACACGGCAAUGAUGGAGCACGAUACCACCGCCCGCGCCAGCGCGCAUGACGAAUGGGGCGCUGAUGUUGGCCGGGGCGUCAAUGUCACCCGCAUGCACCCGGACGAGACGCGGCUGGAGUAUCCCCACGCGGACCAGGCCCUGCCGUCCAUUGAGGUGACGCAGGCGGAACACGAAGACCUGGCCAGUGCAAAGAGCCCAGCCAGGAGCCCAGGCACAGCUGUGGCUGCAAGCAGUGCACAGAAGCGCGCAACCACGUCCGACUUUCCUCGCACAGGCAAGAAUGCCCGAGCAACGAAGGCAACAAAACCUGCUGCAGCUGCUGCUCGCAGUGGCGCUGGCAGAGGAAAGAACGCGUCAACAGCGGCAUCGGCAACGUCAGCGACUGGAGCUCGGGCCCGCGCAGUCACGAGCGCAAACAAGAAGAAAAGGACGAAGAAGCCGGCAACAACAGCAGCAUCAAGGGGCGGAAACACCCGCACGCCCACCACACGUGGUCGUGUGAGUCUCAUGCAACGACAGCGCGACUUUGGCCAAACCCACGCGCGCCCACGCCGUAACGACCAACCCUCGUUCCUCGGCAAGACACAGUCCCUCAGCAGCACCCAAGACGUCCUGGCAUCGCUUGGUGUCACCAAGUACAAACAGCACGCCCUCAACAAGCAGCUGCGUCGCCCAACCAACACAUCCACCCGUGGUCGCGGCGGUCGUGACCGUGGUGGUGACCGUGGUGGUGACCGUGGUGGUGGGACUGUGACAUCCACCCCAAGCAAGAUGCAGCGGAGUGUUGGCCGUGGUGCGGGCACACGCACGAUGGAUACGGGCGGUGCCAGUGGCGGUGACACCACCCGCGCUGAUGAGUACGGCGACGCGGAGCCGCUUGAGCAGCAGCACUUCAUCGCGACACCAGCAGCGCACGACGUGAUGGCCAGGCGGAGGCGACAGCACGCCAUGCAGACACCACCAUCGCAGGCAACAGGCACCAUGCACCUGCGUGGUACCGGCCCCACCAGCCCGCACCCUCCAGGCACGCACACAACAGACUUGCGGAUGGGCAAGAUGACAGGCCCCCUGUCCAGCCCGGAGAAGUGGCUGAAGGCGACGACGGUGCUUGACUACUUUUUGGCAACAACAGCACAGGUGGACCCGCACGGCGGCGGUGUGAACCUUGUGGAGGAACCUUCCAGUGGGUUGGGUACACUGGAGGGCGAGGGCGGCCUGGAAGGACUCAAAUCCCUGCGCGAUUUUGCCGAGCAACUCAACCUGGGCCAGGCGCCUAGCGUCUACUUUAAGUGGGUGACGUUUCUGGAGGCCAUCAUGUCACGCGACAAGCUGCGUGUGAUGGACAUUCUGAGACGGCUCGACCAGAAUGGCAGCGGAUUUGUGACGCGACAAGAGAUGCAUGAGGGGCUGUGUAAGCUUGGCGGCGACUUUACACCAGAGGAUGUGCAUGUGCUCAUGAACUUUCUUGACGUCGACGGCAAGAACCAGCUCGACUUUGAUGAUCUUGCGCAUCACCUGCGGUACCGUGCAAAGGCGCGACGUAUCGUGGCUGCACACCCCUCCAUCGUCCUCCCGCGCCGUCACGGCCGCACCACCACCGCCACCAACAAUAACAACAACAACAACGACAACAACUACAACAACACCACCACUGCCAGCCACCAUCCUGCCUCGAACGUGACGCAGUGGGACCGGAACGAUGACUUGUCGUUCCGCGGUGCAGAGUACAACUCCAUCCUCUCUGAAAACCGCACGCGGUUUGGUGAUGGCGAUAAUGACGGCGACGUGUAUGCCGACGAUGCUGACGCAAGCUUCAACGGUGUGCGCGACCCUCGCCUCGCCCUCAUGCGUCAGCACCAAAGACAACAACAACAACAGCAGCAGCAGCAGCAGCAGCGGUCACCGUACCGCUCAGCCAACACCUCUGCCCGUGGUGGCGGCAGCGGCAUGCACCACGAUGAUGACGAGGCCAUUGUCGCUGCCGCUCACGCCGAGUUUGAGCAAGCGGCAAACGCAGCUGCAGCGGACACGGCCAACGCAUCGCGCCUGGCGGAGCGGGACGAUGAGCUCGGUCGGCUGGCAUCGUCGUUCCUCUCACGCGAGGGUGAUGACCGGUUCACGGCGUCGCAGGUGCUGCGAGACCUGCAGACAUCAGACGAGAUGAGUGGGAGCGUCAAUGCCACCCGGCUUGAUGAAGACACUGACACUGCUGCUGCUGCUGCUGCUUCGCGCUCGCACGUUCGCUUUGAAGACGAUGGCGAGGCCAUUGGCGGCAUCACUAUCCCUGGUCGUGGCGGCGAUCGCGGCAGCGGCGUGGGCGUACACCGCUCUCGCUCGGGCCUCUCUGGCGUGUCGCCGGGGUCGUCAACAGUGAUGCUGACACGCGAGCAGCGUGAACAGAUCCUGGAUCAGCUGCAGCGCGACUUGGAGGAGCGGCGAGCAAGCAGUGACACCUUUGCUGGUCACAACACAUCGUCAUCACAGCAGCAGCAGCAGCAGCAGCAAGGCAGCGGGCAGGCGACCGCCAACACGAGCGGUGCUGUUGCUGGCGGUGUGGACAGCAUGUUGUUGACACAGGCGCAGCUGCGGCUGACGCUUGCCGAGCAGGAGGCAGCCCACAUCCGCACGAUUGCCGAAGAUGAGCGCCGUCGCAUCAUUGAUGACGCGCGCAGCGAAGCGGACCGGAUCGUGGCACACGCGCGGGAGCACGAGGAGCGAGACCGCGCUGACAGGGCCGAGCGGUCCAUGGUGGAGAGCGAUGCAAGUCGCGCACGCGCCGCCCUCGAGGCAGAGAAGAUGCGCACGCAGGCAGAGGCCGACGCACACGCGGUCAAGCGACAGGCGCAGACAGAGGCGCAGCAGGUGCGGGACCGGGCGCGUGACGAAGCGGCAGCAAUCACGGAGGAGGCGGAGCGAGCAGCCAAGGCGCUGAGGGACAAGGCACGGCGGGACGCAGAGCAGCGGCAGCAGGCGCAGGAGGAGGAGAUGGAGGAGGCACGACGUGCACACCGCGCAAAGCUGGAGCAGGACGCAAGGCAGGCGCAGGAGCGCGCUGAGGAGGCGCUUGCACAGGCCAAGCGCGAAGCAGAACGCGUGCGCACGGCAGCAGAGCACGAUGCGGACUUGGCCAAGCAGCUUGCAGCGACAGCCGCACAGAGGGCGGAGGACGAGGCUGAAGAGGUGCGAUCGCGCGCAACACAGGAGGCACGCCAGGUGGUGCGUGACGCCCGCAGCGAAGCAGACAGCAUCCGCACGCAGGCGGCCGAGGACGGUGCGCGGGAUGCGGAGGCGCGCAGGCGGGCCCUGCAGGAGGAAGUGGAUGCACUGCAGCGGGAGAAGACGCGUUUGCAAGAGGAGAUUGCGCGGCUGAGAGCCGAGGCGGGCGAGGUGGAGGAGGACGUGCGACGGCGGCGACAGGACGCGCUGAGCAGGCUCGACGCCGAGCUUGACGAGCGCCGACAGGCGGCCGACGCGGACUUUGAGCGUAAGCGCAGUGCCCUUUGCGAGCUGGAGGAGGCGACGGAGCAGCGGCUGCAGGAGGCACGCGCGGCUGCGGAGCACGACGCGAGCGAGACGCGCAAGCAAGCGAAGGAGGACGCAGAGCGGACACGGCAGCAGGCGCGCGACCGCGCUGCUGAGGACGAGAAGGCGAUGCGGGAAGAGAUGGAAGCGCGUCGUCACGCCAUGGAGGAGGACCUGCGGAAGCUUCAACAGCGGCUCGAAGACGACAGGCAGGCCGCGCUCGCAGACAUGGAGGAAGCGUUGCAGCAGGAGCGCGCCAAGCACCAGAAGCGGCUGGCGGAGCAGCGGGAGCGUGACGAGGCGGCCAUGCGGGAGGACCUGGCCCGUCUUCGCCAGCGCACCGAGGACGAGAUUGCGCAACUCGAGAGCUCGUCCAAGCGGGCGCUUGCCCAGUCGGAGGCCGGGCGGGUUGCCGUGUCUGUGCAUGAGGAGACGCGGGCAGCGCGCAGGGACAGGGACGCCGCUGUUCGCGCCAAGCAGGUGGCGGACGCGCGCGUUGCUGAGCUUGAGGAUGUGGUGGAGGACCUGAAGCAGGACCACGACCGCCUGGCCGGCGCCCUCCGCCGCACGGAGCAGCAGCUUGAAGAGGAGCAGGGCGCGGUGCAGCAGGCGCAGUUGGCGGCAGAGCAGGCGGAGCGGCGGUACAGGCAGCUGGAGGAGGCAUACGAGCGACUGCAGCUGUCACUGAGCGAGCAAGAGCAACAAGCGCGCAUUGACGCUGAGCGCUACCGACAGGACAGCGCGGAGGUGGAGCGGCUGGAGAUUGAACUGCAACAGGCACGCCGCAACGCAUCCCUGUACGAGGAAGCAGCCAAGGACUUGGAGCUGCAGCUGCAGGAGGCGCGUGCGCUGCUGCAGUCGGACCAGACACGACUGACGGCUGACCAGGAGGUGGAGGCACAGUUGCAGGCUGAGCUUGCCAACCUCACGCGCACCAACACGGCGCUCAAGCAGAAGGCGAUUGGCCUUGAGGAGCGUGUGGAGGGCCUGCAAGCGGAGGUGGCGGACCGCGAGCGCGAAAUCUCGCAGGCGCACGAGGCGACAGCUGCCCGGGAGCGGGACAUGCGCGAGCUCGAGAAGAAGGUGCGCCGGCUUGGGGAAGAGAUUGCACAGGCGCAGCAGGCGCUUGCACGCGCUGAGGGCCAGGCGCAGGUGAAGGAGGAGGCCCACCAGCGCGCGCUUGCGCGCCAGGAGACACUGGAGCACGAGCUGGCGGCGGCGCAGGGGAAGCUGACGGCCGAGAGCGGCAAUUCCGCCCGCAGCGCGCAGCAGGUGAAGCGGUUGAAGAAGGAGCUUGAGGAGAGCCAGGCGCAACGCGAGGCAGAGCGGGCGCAGGCAAGGGAGGAGGCGGCGGCGGCGCAGGAGCGCGUGGCUGAGCUGCGGCAGAAGCUGACGGAGGCCGAGGACAGGUUGCAGGUGGUUGAACGCGCGCGAGACGAUGCACUGGGCACGGUGAGCGAUGACAAGCGCAGCCAGGCAGACCUGAGGCGAGAGAUGCAUGCACUGCAGGCGGAGUGCGUGGAGUGGCGCGAGCGAGCGCAGUCCCUGCAGCGAGAAGUGGACAGGCUGAACAAGCGACUUGGCAGUGCAGCAGGAGGUGAUUUGGGUGGCAGCAUGGCUCGCCUGCGCACCGGCACCGCCACUGCAACUGGGCUUGGUGGUGGUGGUGGUGGUGGUGGUGGUGGUGACGCCCACGCCGGGGACCGCCGACGUGCUGACGAGCUGUCCCGAGAGGUGGAGCGGCUGCGGCGGCGGGAGGAGGACUUGCUGGCAGAGAACAGGCGCAUCGCCCGCGCGGAGAAGGAAGCGCGUGAGCGUGCGCAACUGAGUGAGCAGCAGCAUGUCAAGGGCAACGUGUCGCACAAGGACACUGUUACGCGGCUGCACCGCGCUGAGGAUGACGUGCACACGCUGCGGCAGGAGACAACGCAGCUUCGCCAUCGUCUGGAGACGCGCACCUCUGAGCUGACGGCGGCCCAUCGCACGAUUGACGAGUUGCGGGAGAGCGUCCGCGUGCUGCGUCGAACAGCAGCAACGGCAGGGGCCAGAGUGGGCGGUGGUGGUGGAAACGUCACUGCUGGCAACAGGACGGCGACAGGCGGGCUGGGGAGCAGCAGCUUUGCUGGCGUGGAUGAGUACGAGACGAUUGCGCGGCUCACGGCGCAGCUGCACUCACACGAGGAGCACCUGGUGAAGGCGCGCGAGCAGCACGCGCAGGCGCUGACGAAGCUUGAAGAAUUGGAGCAGGAGCACCUGGCAAAGGAGCGGCGGGUGCAAGAGCUGAAUGACCGCAUGCAGCAGCUUGUGCAGGAGGCAGAGGCAUCGGCAAAGCGCGCACGGGACGAGCAACAGAAGGAACAGCAGCAGCAAGGGCUUGACGGUCAACAGCCGCGGGGGUCACAGGUGGACACGGAAGCGCUGUUGCGGCGGCUGGAGGAGAUGGGGGCGUUGAAGGACACGCUGACACACGAGCUGCAGAUGACGUACACAUCGUACGAGCAGCUGCGGUCGAUUGUUAUGGAGCAGAAGGCGACGAUGGAGGCGCUGCGGCAGCAGCUGCGGCAGAAGGAGGAGGAUGUGAACUACGAACGUGCAAGAGGCGACAACUUGUUGCGUAUGUGGGAUACAACCGACACAACCCACCACCAACAACAGCAACAGCAGUUUGUGGGGGCGUCUUCGUCUUUGCACGGGCGCAGCGCGACUGGCGUGCAGCCUGAGGUGAUUGACGAGUUGCAGCGACAAUUGCGGGCGCUCCAGCGUGACAAACACAUGUUGGAGGAGCAGCUGUCACAGAUGCACGAUGAGGCAUCGACAACGCUUCGCAAGAAGACGGAGGAGCGUACCCUGCGGCGUGAACUCAGCCAGGAACGACGCAUGCGGCAGCGCGCGGAGCAAGUGAACGAUGAGCUUGGUGCUGUGGUGAACGCGCAGACACGCCGUUUCGUCGGUGGUCUCGACAGCGGCAGCGGUCGUACUGAUGUGUCUGCAGUGGACGGUGGUAAUGCUGGCAAUGAUACGAUGCACGAGCCGACUUCAAGGCUUGGCCUUUCUGAUUUGGACGUCGUCGUUGAGCACUGACGAUGUUGUGUGUGUGUGUGUGUGUGUGUGUUUGUGUACGUGUGUGUGUGUGUGUGUGUGUGUGUGUGUGUGUGUGUGUUGUUGUGUGUGUGUGUGUGUGUGUGUACGUGUGUGUGUGUGUGUGUAUACGUGUGUGUGUGUGUGUGUGUGUGCGCGCGCGUGUCUGUCUGUCUGCCUGUGUAUAUGUGUUUGUUUCAUCAACAGGAGCGAUUCAAGUGGUUUCCCUUUCCCGCCAAGCUUGGGCGGUUUUGGUUUUGCGUUUUCUUUGCGCGGCUUGCUUGUGUAAGAGAGGGACAAGAAGACAGCAGUACCCUCUCGCCCAUCAAAAGUCU